AUGUUUUUCUUCGGCCUAGGGAAACUCUUCUACGUCGUCAUCCUCUUCAUCAACUCCCUGGCCAUCCUCUCCGAGGACCGUUUCCUCGCCAGAAUCGGCUGGGGCCGCAUGCAAGCCGAUCCAGCCUUCGGCGCAACCUACGACAACACCAGCGUCAAGGCCAAAACCAUCAAUCUGAUCGCCAGUGUCCGGACCGUCAUGCGAAGUACGUCCUUCUCCCCCACCAUACCAAACAAAAAAUAA
Messenger RNA from Aspergillus aculeatus ATCC 16872, 243 nucleotides. RefSeq names its product YOS1 family protein. Gene Ontology annotation, cellular component: Golgi membrane; endoplasmic reticulum membrane; COPII-coated ER to Golgi transport vesicle. The coding region runs from base 1 to 243 and encodes 80 amino acids. Gene Ontology annotation, biological process: endoplasmic reticulum to Golgi vesicle-mediated transport. The record is from RefSeq and is a predicted model, not a curated record. The transcript has 3 exons. Lineage: Eukaryota; Fungi; Ascomycota; Eurotiomycetes; Eurotiales; Aspergillaceae.